Nicrophorus vespilloides is the source of this 2830-nucleotide messenger RNA. RefSeq names its product serine/threonine-protein phosphatase 4 regulatory subunit 4-like. Bases 153 to 2780 code for a protein of 875 amino acids. The record is from RefSeq and is a predicted model, not a curated record. The transcript is spliced from 12 exons. Lineage: Eukaryota; Metazoa; Arthropoda; Insecta; Coleoptera; Silphidae. Gene Ontology annotation, cellular component: cytosol; protein serine/threonine phosphatase complex. Gene Ontology annotation, molecular function: protein phosphatase regulator activity.
CAUUGUUUGUUUUGUUUUGUGUUGUGUAAUUUAUUAUGUCAAAAUACCGUUUAUUUUGAAAUGUGUCAGACAUGAAGUCACCGAUGCAGUAACAUGAAACAAUGGUUUAGAGACCGUUCUUUUUUCCAACUUUCCGAAGAGUCCAAUAAACGAUGGACGUGGAGGAGCCCCUCGAUGCUUCUCGCAUCGUGAACAUCGACGAAACGUCCGGUGAUGACAUCCAGAAGAUCUCUAUUAUCCAGUCGCUGCCUCAACUCUGCAGCAUGGACCAGGCCUCCACAUACAACAGGGUCAUCCCCAAGAUACAGCAUGACCUGAUCAACGGCUCCAGUGAGUUCCAGAUCUCCACUAGUCGGGUCUUCAAGUCCCUCAUCGAAACCAAAUCAAACAUCAGCUUGAUUACCUCUGUGGUACAAGGAGUUGAUGCCAAAGAUCCCAAUGUCUCAUCUUCCUGGUGUGACACCUUAAUUUCAUUGGUACCUACACUCAACGAAGAUGUAUUAAAGACAACGGUGAUACCAUUGGCUAAAGAAAAAUCUGCACCAAACCAACCAAUAUCAUCCAAAGUGUUUGCAAGCAAUUUAAUUGGAAAAUUGUGCAUUUACCCAAAUUUCAAAUCAUUCGAUAUUAAAAAAGAUUUGUUACCAUUAACUUUAAGCUUAUGCCAAGAUUGCUCUCCGGACGUUCGAGCAGCAAUAUGCACCAAUUUACCCUUAGUAGCUCAAGGCGUUGGAAAGCUGUUUGUAAAGAGCAAUUUGCUUCCAAGUAUUAUAGAAUUGGCAUCGGAUGAGAAUGGGUCUGUUAGAGGAGCUUCUGUUGUUACAAUUUCAACCAAUUUGCAGUAUUUGGAUAAUGAUACUAAGAAGCAAACUAUGGUUCCACUGCUGAAGCAGUUGAGUGAGAAAGGGCUCAGAAAGAAUGAUCCUACUGCUAUUAUUUUGGCCAACGAGUACGGCGUUUUGUUGAAGUCUCUCCAGAAAUCUAUACCACCUGCGGAGAUCGAGUAUUUUCUGAAAUGCUACAAAAGCUUUUCGCAGAUGGGGAAAGUUAAUAAUGAUGUGAAAGUAGACGCGUCGAAAGAUGUUAUAUGCAGAGAGAGAUGUGCUUGCAAUGUGAUAUUGGUGUUGCAAUUCACGAUGGCCGUUGCUCCGAAUCAAUUACCAUUUAUAUACGGAAUCUUCCGAGAAUUAGCAGCUGAUCCAUGCUAUUUGGUGAGGAGGUCUGCGGCAGGGACCAUUUCGAAGAUAGCUAUAACCUUGGGCAAUCAGAACAAAAUGGUUAAGAAUGAGUUUGUUAAGUUGUUAAGGGAUGAUGCGGUCGAGGUGCUGGAUCUCCUUGUGCCGACAAUUUCCGAAACACUCAUGAGCUUCUGCGACAAUGACACUCUUUCAAAUACGACUUCGAACCAGAUAACAUCCGACAUAGGUCGAGCUUUAUUCAAGUGCCAAACGGAGCUGUCCAAAGCCUACAAUUGGCGCUUAACUGUUACGUUUCUCUCACAAUUGGAGUGUCUUCCAUUCUGCAUGCCAGCUGAGUUCAUACACAACAAUUUCACUCCAGUUUUGAUGGACAGGAGUUUAAAUGGAAAAGCUAAACCUAUUAGAAUCCAAUCAAUUCGAACGCUAAUUGUCUUUUUGAAGUAUAAUUUCAAAGAAAAUCAGCAUAAAUGGCUCAGAGAAUCGCUGAUCAAACAAUUGGCGCGUUCCAAUAGCUGCUACACGAGGAUGCUUUACUUCAAUUGCUGUGAGGCUGUGCUCAAUGUCUUCAGCGAAAAGUAUUUUAAGGAAUUCUUUCUACCACCGUUAAUUGCUUUGGCCACUGAUAGAAUUUCGAAUAUCCGCUAUGGUUUCGUGAUGUUCAUGUCAAAAUUGAAGAACAUGGUGACGUUUUCCACGGAUUUAAAAACGAAACAGGUCGUGUUUGAGGCGUUCAGCAAAUUAGAAAUAUCCGAGAAAAAUAAAGAUGUAUUGGAUCUGGUUAGGAUUAAGAAGAGGGAGUUGACUGCUAGGAGGAAUGAAGAAAGAUUGAAAGAGGAGGAUAGGCGAAUUGCGGAGGAAUCGUCUGGGGUUAUACAAAGAUUUGUUGCUGCUCCUGUUCAACAAAAUGUUGCAGCUAUUCCAAUCGGUGAUGGUAAAAGGAGGAACGACGUGAGGAUUGCCCAAUCUGAAAUGACUUUCUUGGAGAAGCAUUUUUAUACGGAUGCUGGAGUCUCGAUCCCCAAAGAAAGUCAUUUGACAGCAGAGCCCAAAUUAGAUGUAGAAUUGGUAGAGGAUGUUGAAAGCGAACCGACAGUAUUAAGUGAUAUUAAGUCGCUGAGCGACUCUGAGAUUCUGAACACGACGAACAUCACUGACGACGUGAAAGUUAACUUGAGAAAGAUAUACAGGAACAAGUCGAAGAUCGUUCCACCAAAGACUUACCGCACUAGUAUUACCGACCAGAAGGCUAAACGCUACUCCAGUAUUCUUUCGAGCAACUGCAUCGACAGAGACAAGAAGACGAUGAACAGACGUAGUCUCAACCUGACGACUUCCUCGCGCAGCGAUCUGAGCAAAAUCCCCGUCUGCUCCCGCGCCACCUCCACCAGUAGACUAGACACGGAUCCAUCGACAAUAAGAAAGUCAGAGACAAGUACCAAAGCCUUAGAGUUAUGUGAUAAGCAACUUUCCGCGUCUGACGGUUCUUUAGAGAAAGACAAGCGUUGCUCGGAGAACGUCAGAGUGAAAUCGCUUUCAAAUCUACCAAUCUUGUUAAGGAAAAACCUCGUACUGAAGAAAUGAAGUACUUAAGUAUUAUUCAAGUUAUUGCUUUGUAAUAAUUUAUAUUUAUA